AUGAGUGAAUUGAUUCAACAUGAUCUUCACAUUUGGGCGAGGAAGACGCCUGCUAAAUGGAAAACGAAGUCAAGGAGGGCAUCCUUGCAAUGCAAUCAUUAUACAGAUAGAAUCGAACAGCAAAGACCACACACAACAGGUGCCUUGCUGGGCCAGAUUUGGAAAGUGGAUGGAGCCCCUGUUCUUCCCUCUUGGACAGCCACCGUCCCAUUUUCGCCGUCUUCGUUCUGCCACUUUCCCAGUUCGUCAACAUGCUACCACUGCUUAUUUGACAAAACGAACGGACGAGAGUUCUGCGAAAUUAUGGGACGCGGAUACUGUACAACGUGUAUCAAAACAAACAGACGCAAAGAGAAUGACGGAGAAGUGAUUAACGCCCUUGGUACUUCAGUAACUGAGAGAUUUGCAUCUUUAUUUGGAGACACCAUCCUUCGAAUCAAGCGAAGUCCUACUUUGGCCUCCUCAACCGGUAGAGAGUUAUUUAACCGUCUGAAUAACUUUAACUCUAAUUCAGAAUAUUAUGUCAAUCCUACUAAUGGUAUUCGAUCAGAAACGUUGCAAGUUAUGUCUGAUGACAGAGAUUAUGAAAGGCAAUUACCUGGCCAAAGUAAAUCUAGUGUUCUCCAAGUAACUGGAUCUGAAAGCCCAAACUAUGCAAGUUCGCAGGGAGUUCUAGGAACGGUAAGCAAGAAACGGAGGAGGAAAGGUGUGAGCGGCAAGACCAGGCGACAAUUUAGAACAUUCAAUGGAUUGCCUAUCGAGCCACCUUUGAUAACUGUUGACUUAUCAAACCAGAUAAUGAAUCACCUUGUUAUCAACGAUUCUUAG
Pocillopora meandrina is the source of this 828-nucleotide messenger RNA. The record is from the annotation of a GenBank genome assembly. Lineage: Eukaryota; Metazoa; Cnidaria; Anthozoa; Scleractinia; Pocilloporidae.